Messenger RNA from Cotesia glomerata, 1972 nucleotides. RefSeq names its product equilibrative nucleoside transporter 1 (gene Ent2). Gene Ontology annotation, molecular function: nucleoside transmembrane transporter activity. Gene Ontology annotation, cellular component: plasma membrane. The transcript has 10 exons. The record is from RefSeq and is a predicted model, not a curated record. Bases 324 to 1772 code for a protein of 482 amino acids. Gene Ontology annotation, biological process: nucleoside transmembrane transport. Lineage: Eukaryota; Metazoa; Arthropoda; Insecta; Hymenoptera; Braconidae.
CCACCGCAUGCUGUUAUCGCUAACCUAAAAAUAAUGGUGGGGUGAGAACUGCUCUCAGAUGUCUGUUCAAUGGAGCUAAAAUAUUUUUCAGUAUCACAAUAAUGUUUUCCGCUGUAACAACCAUUUAAACUCUAAAAAUAAAAGAGUAAUUUUACAAGUUUUAUUUUAAAUAAUUAUUUUUAAUUGAUACUCAAGUUGGACACUUAGGCAACUAUUUAUAACACGUGGAUUAUUCAAUCAUUUUUUGAGGAUAAAUAAACUUGGCCUGUUCUUCUCAUGACAUUGCGUUAAAUAACUUAGAAGUAGUAACAGAACAAGUUAAAAUGGCUGGUACAUAUAAACAGAGGGAUUUUAGAGCUGGAAUUGAAGACCAAAGUCUCAUCAAUGAGCUGACCACAAGAAAAAUAGUCGUCAGAGAACCAGUUAGAUUAUCUCCUGGCUGGGAAAGCACAGACAAACCAGACGACGAAUUAAAUUUCAGAAGCGUUACAAUGGACCAAGUUGACCUGGAAUUGAAUCCUCCAAAGGAUAAAUUGAACGUAGUAUUUAUUAUCAUGGUACUUCAUGGUAUUGGUACCCUUAUGCCUUGGAAUAUGUUCAUCACUGCCAGGAAUUAUUUUGAAAACUACAAGUUUUCAAGCAACUACACGGUUAUCAACACAACUUAUGCUAGCAAAUAUGUCAAUAGUGUUAGCUUCUCUGCACAAGUUCCCAAUGUUAUCUUCAAUUGGAUUAAUCUUUUUAUGCCUCUUGGUGGAGAUUUGACUACGAGAAUUGUCUGGGGAAUUCUUGUACAAGUAUUGGUAUUCGUCGAAACAGUUGUUUUGGCUAUGUUGGAUACUUCUACUUGGCCAGGUGUAUUUUUCUGGAUUACAAUGUUCUCUGUCGUUGUUUUAAAUACUUUCAAUGGAAUUUAUCAAAACUCUGUGUACGGUAUGGCAGCUAAAUUACCUGGAAAGUAUACUGGUGCUGUUGUAUUAGGAGCUAACAUCAGUGGAACCUUUACAGCCGUAAUAGAUUUGCUAGCUUUAAAAAUGGCCCCCAGUUUGCGAACCGCAGCAAUUUAUUAUUUUCUAACAGCACUUUUUGUGCUAUUAGCAUGUUUUGAUACAUAUUUUGCACUCCCAAUAAAUAGAUUCUAUCGGUAUCACGAAAUGAUAUUCCAAAAAGACAAGCAAAAAAAAGAAUUGGAAACAAAAUCAAAAAUUCAUGGAAGAACACCUUACUGGACAAUAUUCAAACAAGCUUCUCCCCAACUAUUUAAUAUAUUCUUCGUGUUCUUCGUUACCUUGAGUCUAUUUCCAGCAGUCCAGUCUAAUAUCAAAGCGUCAGAUGAAAAUUUCAUAGUAUCUGAAAAAUACUAUAUGAGCGUAAUGUGCUUUGUAACUUUCAAUGUAACAGCUAUGAUCGGUAGUUUGCUUGCUUCACAUGUUCAAUGGCCAAAGAAAGAGUGGCUAGUAAUACCAGUGGUACUAAGAGUGCUGUUUAUCCCACUAUUUUUACUGUGUAAUUACCAACCCGUGGCAUUUACCCGGACAAUGCCAGUGUUGAUAACAAACGACUGGAUUUAUUUCGUAAUAGCUGUAGUGAUGGGAGUAAGCAGCGGGUAUCUCUCCUCGCUUGGUAUGAUGUACUGUCCCUCAACGGUUGAUUCUCGAUAUGCAUCCACUGCGGGGAUGUUUGGAGCAGCGUUUCUCAUCACUGGAAUCUUCACUGGCGUUCUUACCGCCAUAGUUAUGCCUUACAUCGUUUCUAUGCGCGUAUGGGAAUGAUUAAGGGUUUUGUUCACCCUUGUGUUUAAAUUAAUACUCACUAAAUUCGUUGACGGAUGACUGAAGUAAGAAUUUAAAUGAGUAAUCUAAUAAUAAUACACGGUUUAAUUAUUUAGAUUAUUUUUUAAGAAUUACGUAAUUAAUUUUAACAUUUUUUUAUUCAUCUUUAUAAUUAGAUUUUAAUAUAUUUCUUUUCAAUC